AUGUCUUACGAACAGUCUCCUCAAAAGACAGGACUGGCGAGAGAAAUUGUGAAGUGGCUGCAGAGCCUCGACUUGUCAUUUUAUCCUAUGAAUGUGCGCAGAGAUUUUUCCAAUGGUUACCUUGUGGCAGAGAUAUUUUCUCAUUAUUACCCCAGUGACUUCCUGUUGCAUUCAUACAACAAAGGAACAUCACUUUCUGCCAAGCAGGCGAACUGGAGCAGGAUAGAGCGGUCUUUACAGAAGCUGAAUCUGCACUUAAUGAAGAACGUUGUUGAUGGGACCAUCCACUGUAAACCAGGAGCAGCUGAGCUGUUGGUGCAGGAGAUUUAUACCGUUUUAACAAACCGCAGUAUUAGAGAAGUUCAGAGACCAGAGUCAGGCUUCACUGACCAAAAGUACCAGGAGUUGCUGCCCACACUGGCCCGCUCCACGGCCUGCCAGGCCAUUAAGACUAACCUGAAGACAACAGAGAUGAUGGCAGAUCCUGAUAUCUGCACAAACCAGAGGAAGGCGGAGAUCAUCCUCCACAGACACCUGGAGCACAAGGCUGCAGAGAGGGUCUUCAACUCCAGACGUUUUAAAGUGAGGCCAAAACUGGGUCAGCUGGCAGCUGAUAAUCUAGUGACAUCAAGUCGGGGUGACAAGUGCUUUGACAGCCCCUCAUCUGCAGGCACCACAUCAACAUCUUGGUACCCACAGUGUGAAUGGAGCUCAAGUGGCGGAGCGGAGGGGAUGCAGCAGGGGGAGGAGGCUUUAGCGCCUUGUUCGAAGCACAGACAGGAACACGACUAG
Scomber japonicus (chub mackerel) is the source of this 792-nucleotide messenger RNA. RefSeq names its product spermatogenesis associated 4 (gene spata4). Gene Ontology annotation, molecular function: microtubule binding. Bases 1 to 792 code for a protein of 263 amino acids. The transcript is spliced from 6 exons. The record is from RefSeq and is a predicted model, not a curated record. Gene Ontology annotation, cellular component: axoneme. Lineage: Eukaryota; Metazoa; Chordata; Actinopteri; Scombriformes; Scombridae. Gene Ontology annotation, biological process: regulation of cytoskeleton organization.